Messenger RNA from Lodderomyces theae, 2031 nucleotides. RefSeq names its product Yvc1p (gene YVC1). NCBI's taxonomy places the organism in Eukaryota, Fungi, Ascomycota, Pichiomycetes, Serinales, Debaryomycetaceae. The transcript has a single exon. The record is from RefSeq and is a predicted model, not a curated record. Bases 1 to 2031 code for a protein of 676 amino acids.
AUGUUAGAUCUAGAGGAUAACAAUCCGUUGCUUCCUGCAUCCCCAUCAGAAGAAGAAGGGUCAAUAUAUGGACUAGAGUUGAAUUGCCCUAAUCCAAGACAAGUUUGGAGGAUCUGCACAAACUUGAAAUUGUUGAUUGACAAAGUUGUGCCUAUUUUAUUCGAUAAGGAGGAAAUUUUGAGACCUGACUCUUCUGUUUUGAAUGACAACGUUAUUAAAUUGUGCUAUACUGCUGCUGGAGGUAAAGGUGAUGGAAAGGAAGGCACAUCAUCUCGCAAAUACCGUGCAUGUCUUGUGUUUUGCUUGUUGAAGGUUUGUGAUUGGUACUGGCAACAAAGUGAAUAUGAAUUGAGUGACAACGAUUUGUAUUCAUUGCGUGCAUUGAGUGCUCAGACCUUAGCAGCUAUUAUCAUAGAACGUGAGAGUGAUGAGAAGUACUUAUUUUUGAGUAUGUUGUGUCAUAGGUAUUCGAUUUGUUUGAAUGGCAAAGAUGCUGAGCCAGUUAGCGCUUUGGAAUUGGCAGUUGAUAUGCACUCUACGGCAGUUAUAAGCUCCUCUGGGUAUCAAAGAUGUAUCAAGUGGUUGUGGAGAGGCUGGAUCGUUCAAUCAUCGGUAGAUCCUCAUUCGUACGUCUUGUACAAGGGAGUUGCUUCCCAUUCAAUUAGAACUCACUUUGAUCCAGCAAGACUCAAGACCCCAUUCUAUCAAAACAUUUUGGAAGUGUUUUUCAGCUUUGUUUAUUUAGUGCUUUACUCAAUUAUAUUGAAUACUAACUCAAAGGAAUUCUCCAACUUGAAUGCUUUUGAAGUGAUUUUUUAUUUGUGCACACUUGGAUCUGUUUUGGAUGAAUGUGUCAAGUUUUAUCACGUUGGAUGGAACUAUUUGGGAUUCUGGAAUGCAUUUAAUGACUCCAUGCAUGCAAUCAUCACCAUUUCCAUUGGGUUUAGAUUUGCCAGUAUCAAUGCACAAGGUGAUUUAAGAGAUAGGUAUGAUGAGAUUUCUUAUCGAUUGUUGAGUUGUGCAGCCCCUUUUAUGUGGUCAAGAUUAUUGUUAUUUUUGGAUGCAGAAAAAUUUGUAGGGGCAAUGUUGGUUGUUAUGAAAGUUAUGAUGAAGGAAUCGAUCUUGUUUUUUGUCUUGUUGGGUGUGGUUAUAAUUGGGUUCUUGCAAGGAUUCCUUGGCUUGGAUGCUUCAGAUGGGGAAAGUGAUGCCACCGUCAAGAUUUUGACCUCAUUGUUCAAGGGUGUCAUUGGAAAUUCAUCUUUUGAUGAGAUGGGCAAGUUGGUGCCACCUUAUGCGUCAGUCCUUUACUACGUUUACUCAUUCUUGCUUAGUGUUAUAUUGAUGAAUAUCUUGAUUGCAUUGUAUUCGACUGCUUAUGCCGCAGUUGUGGAUAAUGCAAAUGAUGAAUACUUGGCGCUAAUUGCACAGAAGACCUUGAGAUAUAUUAGAGCUCCUGAUACUAACAUCUAUGUGCCUCCAUUGAACUUGAUUGAAAUUGUAAUAACACCAAUCAGUUGGAUCACUUCAAAAAGAGUUUUCGACAUUGUGAAUUACUACGUGAUGCUUGUGAUGUAUGCACCCUUGUUGCUCUAUAUUACAAGUGUGGAGUUGACGGCAGCAAGGAGAAUCACUUAUAACAGGUACAAGGGUUUACCUGAUGAUGCAAAUGAGCACGACACGGAGUGGGACUUGACAGACGGAUUUGGAGAGGCAAGUGAUGGGGCCGAUUCUUCGCAACAUCACGAAAGUCCUAUUGAAGGAGUAAGGGCACGUACCUCCGAAAUAAACGAGGAACUCAGGGAACAAAGAGCUAGUGAAAGGGAAGACGGCGAAUUUAUGAUAAAUUUGACUGAAUUCGAAAGAAAGGUGGAGGCCGUUGCCAAGCCAGUGAAGGAAGCCACUAAAGUUGGUUUAAAUUGGCAAUUUUACGAUUUGUACAAAAAGAUUGACAAAUUGACGGAUAUGGUAGAGUUGGUUAUCACGGAGAACAAGGAGUUAAAGAACCGGUUGGAGGCUAAAUCUAGUGAGUGA